Molecule: messenger RNA, 493 nt
Organism: Paramecium sonneborni
Lineage: Eukaryota; Ciliophora; Oligohymenophorea; Peniculida; Parameciidae
Source: the annotation of a GenBank genome assembly
AUGAAUUAACCAAUAAGUGAAAUGUUACAAAAGGAAUUGAUAGAGUGCAAGAAACUAUUUGAUGAUAAAAUAGAUAUAAAGAUUCUUAAUAAUGAUAGUUGGUAAAUUAAAAUAAAAGGUCCAAAAUUUGGUCCAUAUGAAAAUGGCUAAUUUUUUUUACAUGUUAAAUUUCCUAAAGAAUUCCCUAAAGUUCCACCAAAACUUCGUAUAUUGAAUAAAAUAUAUCAUAUGAAUAUCAAUCAAUAAGGUUUUAUUGCUUUAAAUACAUUAAAAAAAGAAUGGUCAGAAAAUAUUAGUGUAAAAUAAAGUAAAUGAGUAUUAAUACUUUUGAGUGCUAGAAGAAAUUUUAAGCCUUUUUUAAAAACCAAAUAUCUAAAACCCAUUAAAUCUUAAAUUAGCUUAGCAAUAUUAAGAGAAUGCUUAAGAAUAUUUUGAAAUGGCUUAGAAAUGGACUUAAUAAUAUGCUACAUUUAUUGAUAUUAAAAUUGAUUGA